This is a messenger RNA of Nematolebias whitei (Rio pearlfish), 1551 nucleotides long. Its product is annotated as E3 ubiquitin-protein ligase RNF14-like. The coding region runs from base 1 to 1551 and encodes 516 amino acids. Gene Ontology annotation, cellular component: ubiquitin ligase complex; cytoplasm. Gene Ontology annotation, molecular function: ubiquitin conjugating enzyme binding; ubiquitin protein ligase activity; zinc ion binding. Gene Ontology annotation, biological process: protein polyubiquitination; positive regulation of proteasomal ubiquitin-dependent protein catabolic process; ubiquitin-dependent protein catabolic process. The transcript is spliced from 7 exons. The record is from RefSeq and is a predicted model, not a curated record. NCBI's taxonomy places the organism in Eukaryota, Metazoa, Chordata, Actinopteri, Cyprinodontiformes, Rivulidae.
AUGAAUACGGACCUGGAGGAACAGAAGGACGAGCUGCUCGCUCUGCAGAGUAUCUUCGGUUCGGAGGAGUUCGUCCGGAAGGAGUCGGAGUUUGCCGGAGAAAUCCGAGUGCCUGUAGAUCUUCCUGUAGACUUUAACGUGGUGCUGAACGGUGGGCAGUAUGAAAUUUCAUUCCUUCCACCCGUGCUCCUGACCUUUGAACUUCCUGUGGACUACCCCUCCUCUGCCCCUCCCUCCUUUUCGCUCACCUGCAUCUGGUUGACUCCCAUACAGCUGGCUUCACUGCGUGCUCAGCUCAUUGAUCUCUACAAGGCCACAGAGGGUGCUGUAGUGCUAUUCUCCUGGAUACAGUUUCUGAGAGAAGACGCCCUGAAGCUCCUGAGCAUCCAUAAUCUGCUGGAACUUCCUUCAGAUCAACCCAGUACUCUGCCAGAAGAACAGGACAAACACGAUCCUGAUCCGUCACCAGUAGAGGAUAACAAGAACACUCCAAAAUCAGAAUCCAUCGAUGUAUCUGACCCCUGUGGAUCAGACAAGUCUGUGUCACCUGACAAUAUCCUGUUAAAUGUUAAAGCUGACAACCAGAAUGUCCUCUCUUUGAGAGCAGAUACAUCCGAACUUCUUCCAUUUUCCGAGUUUGUCCAAAUCAACAAGGAAGAUGUUUCAAAUAAAUCAGAUAUUUCUACAUCAGUAAUGGCAACAGAGCUGACUUCUUCGCCAGUCCAACCCACAAAAAUACCCCUGAACAAUGAAAAAAACUCCUAUGGUAUCUUUUUAACUCCAUCACAGAAGCUCCUGUCCCAGAUUUUGAUCUAUGAUGUAGAACAGAAACAGAAGGUGUUUGCCACCACUGUUUUCAACUGUGGGGUUUGUUAUAUGGACUGGCUUGGAUCCGAGUGUGUGCAGCUGUAUGAGUGUGGUCACAUCUUCUGCCGGGCUUGUCUCAGCAACUUUUAUAAAGUUCAAAUUACAGAAGGGACUGUCCAGAAUGUCAUCUGUCCUCAAGAGAGCUGCACUGUGACCCCAAUACCUCCACAGGUGAAAAGUCUUGUAGGAGAGGAACUGUUUAGCAGAUAUGAACGUCUUCUUCUGCAAUCUACACUGGACCGCAUGCCUGAUGUGACAUACUGUCCUCGGAGUUCGUGUGGUUCUCCCGUCAUCUCAGAAAAGUCCAGCAGUGUGGCAAUGUGCUCUGUGUGUAGUUUUGCUUUCUGUGUUAACUGCAAGAAGACCUACCAUGGAAAUAACAAAUGCUAUGAAGAGGAACCCAAAACCACGAGGGAAGACUUUCUGCUAACUUUUCCACAGUCCAAAGAGGGGAGGAAGGCACUUCAGGAUGAUUAUGCUGCUGGCAGUAGGGAAAGGCGGAAACUUCUGAAGAAAAGAUACGGAAAGAAAAUGCUGCAGUUUUUUAUGACAGAUCUGAGCGAGGAAUGGAAGGCUGUAAACACAAAAGCUUGCCCUGGCUGCCAUUCCCCUAUACAGAAGGAUGGCGGGUGUUGUGUGAUGCGGUGCAUUCGUUGUUGGAUGAUUUUCCUGUGGCCUGACUAA